Molecule: messenger RNA, 2188 nt
Organism: Oncorhynchus keta (chum salmon)
Lineage: Eukaryota; Metazoa; Chordata; Actinopteri; Salmoniformes; Salmonidae
Product: fibroblast growth factor 18-like
Exons: 5
Coding region: 773-1423 (216 amino acids)
Biological process (GO): regulation of cell migration; positive regulation of protein phosphorylation; cell differentiation
Cellular component (GO): cytoplasm
Molecular function (GO): type 2 fibroblast growth factor receptor binding; growth factor activity; type 1 fibroblast growth factor receptor binding
Source: RefSeq, a predicted model, not a curated record
AAGUCGCAUUGCCAUUGCUCGAUUUACUAGGUAUUGCUAUGACUGACGUUUUCUGUAAUCUGUUCCCCUUUCUACUCCGCCUUCGCCUCUGUCCUGCCAAGUGGUCUCGUCUCCCGCGGGACACACCUAUAUCAUCACUGGGAUUACACCGGCCGUGUGCCGCCUCCCCUUCCCCGCCACUACUCCUCUCAUGCCCCGCUCUCACUCCCCGAAUAGACUUUCCGUGAUACUAGGAAUUGCUGUUUUUCUGAACGACUAUACGUGACAAAUUAACAUAGAUUGUCGGACAAAGAAAAGUGAUAUACAGAAGAAAGAAAAUAAGACAAUGGGAACUAAUGGACAAUGGCAAUACAAGUGCAACUGAGUUCUGCGUGUAAAAUAAGCCUAUUUUACAAUUUUCUCAUAGAAGCAUUGUAGGCAUAGCUGUAGAAACAUACUAAGUUUUUUAAAAAGGAGGCAAACCUGCGAAAAAUCCUAUUUCGCCAAACACCUGUCAUGAUUUCAGAGAAUUGAACAAACUGGACAUACCCAGCGCGCAUUCGCUCAAAUUUUGGCUACAUGAUACCAUUUUUGCAGAGCAAACCCAUUCCCCUCCGCCAGCAUUCUAACCGAUGUGCUCGGCAUGCUCUGUUGAUGCCCGCAGGAAUUACCGCAGGAGUUGUUGCAGUCCCCCAAACCCUUCUCAAACGAACGGAUUACAGACAGCACCAGCUAGAGAUCCUCGGUAACGGUGCCUGACUUUUGCUGGCCGGGUAGCUGCGCGGGACGAGAGAUGAGUUCCCUCCUCUCUACACUAGUCAUGUUAUCUGUCCAGGCUUUACUGGUGGUCUGCAGCCCCCUGCAGGUAAAUGUCUUAGCGCAUGACCAUGUUAAUUUCAGCGUAUACGUGGAGAAUCAGACACGGGGUCGAGACGCCAUGAGUCGCCGGCAGCACAGAGUGUACCAGCUGUACAGCAGGACAAGUGGCAAACACGUGCAGGUGAUGGGGAGGAGAAUCAGUGCCAAGGGAGACGAUGGGGAUAAAUAUGCCCAGCUUGUUGUGGAGGCUGAUACUUUUGGAAGUCAGGUGAGAAUCCGUGGUAAAGAGACCAACUUCUACCUGUGCAUGAACCAUCGAGGCAAGCUUGUGGGGAAGAAGGCUAGUAAUCGCAGUGCAGACUGUGUCUUCGUUGAGAUGGUGUUGGAGAACCACUAUACAGCUCUGAUGUCAGCACGCUAUACGGGCUGGUACGUGGGCUUCACCAAGAGGGGGCGCCCCAGGAGAGGCCCUCAGACACUGCCCAACCAGCAGGACGUUCACUUCAUGAAGCGCCUGCCCCCCGGGGAGCAGCCCGACCUGCAGCCUUUCCGCUUCACCACAGUCAGCAAGAGAAGCAAGAAAGUGAGAGGGACCCGACCCACAGCCACGACAGCACCUACAUAGUCAAUGCCACACAACAUACCCAAAUGACUCGACAACUGUCCUCCCGUGUGAAUUGAAUGUAAGGAGUUUGCUGGGCUGAACCCAGGUAAAGACCUAAGUAAGUGGUGCAUAGUACAAUAUGUGCAUCUAAAGACUUGGAGCUAAACAAUCUGACCACAUCAGGGAAGAUGUUGUCCUUGCCUGUUUCCUCCCCAUUCCAGAGACAGUGUUGUCUCAAAGACUGUUGAAUUACAAUGUACAUUGCCAACCAUUCUAGUUAGGCCACAGAAGACAGCUGUACUCAGUGUUUGUUUCCAGAGGCACUAAAGUUGAGCUACCAAAGACGACUGAACCAUAGCGUUUAAUAGCGAAUAUCCGUGUUUUCAACAUCCCAAAGACAACUGGUCAACUGUUCAGUACCAAACACCCGAACCACCAAAGGCGACUGUAGCGUGUACCCAACACAGAGGGACAGUCAAGGUUUCUCAAUGCAUUAUUUGUAUGUUUUGUCUUCAUGUGACUUAGGAGCUACUGUUCCUGCCUUUUCACUCAAUACAGAAAGCUGCUGUAACAUAGUAUAAGUACACGAUCUUCAGUCUGUCUCGUAUGGAAAUAUUUAAGAAUUGUUGAAACUAUAUGCGUUUUAUUACCAUUGUUAUUACAAUUAUUUAUUUAACUUGAUGGUAUGAUAGCCCUUUUAGACCAAUGGUAUUGCCAAAUAGAAUACAAACAUAUGGUCCUAAACUGUUACCGGUUUGCGAUACUGUGAGAUACUCAUUAUCAAUA